Molecule: messenger RNA, 942 nt
Organism: Kwoniella shivajii
Lineage: Eukaryota; Fungi; Basidiomycota; Tremellomycetes; Tremellales; Cryptococcaceae
Exons: 5
Coding region: 1-942 (313 amino acids)
Biological process (GO): translational initiation; formation of cytoplasmic translation initiation complex; formation of translation preinitiation complex
Cellular component (GO): eukaryotic translation initiation factor 2 complex
Molecular function (GO): translation initiation factor activity; mRNA binding; translation initiation factor binding
Source: RefSeq, a predicted model, not a curated record
AUGAAAAAGAAAAAGAAGAAGACGGUCGUUGCCGAUGUCGAGGAAUCACCUGCACCAGCUGCCGAACCUGAACCUACCCCCGCUCCAGUCGCCGCCCCCGAAUCUACUCCAGCACCAGAAGUAGAUUCAGGAGUGGCUACUCCUGUCGAAGGGGAGAAACCAGUAGAGGAUUCAGGUGAUCUGUUCGCUGACAUGAAGAAGAAAAAGAAGAAGAAGAAGGAUAUCCCUCUUGAUCUGGAUUCUGCUGAACCUGCCGCUGCAACGGAAGGACUCGAUUUGACUAAGAAGAAGAAGAGCAAAAAGACAGCUGCGUUUGCUCAAGAACUCGAUGACCUUGAUGCCGAAAAUGAUGACAACGCUCAAGAUGGUGAUGCUGCAGAUGGAGAUACAGGAGAUGAUAUCUUCCAAAAAUCAGGUGAAGGUGAAUCAAGUACCGAAACCGGUAAAGAAGCUUGGAUAGUAGAAGGUAGAGAUCCCACAUAUCCCGAGCUAUUAUCACGAUUCUUCGGUCUUUUACAUGCGCAUAAUCCUGAAUUAGCGGGUGAAAAGAGAAGAUAUACAAUUGUUCCUCCACAAGUAGCAAGAGAAGGUACAAAGAAAACAGUCUUCGCAAAUAUCACAGAUAUCUGUAGAAGAAUGCACAGACAACCAGAUCACGUUAUCGCGUUCUUAUAUUCAGAAUUGGGUACAACAGGUUCGAUCGAUGGUGCUCAAAGAUUAAUCAUGAAAGGUAGAUAUACCCAAAAACAAAUUGAAAAUCUCUUGAGGAAAUAUAUCGUCGAAUACGUUACAUGUAAAAUCUGUAAAUCGCCUGAUACUCUUCUUGGCAAAGAAAACAGAUUAUAUUUCAUGACUUGUGAAUCAUGUGGAUCAAGACGUUCCGUCUCUGCUAUCAAAGCUGGUUUCCAAGCUCAAAUUGGAAAACGUAUCAAAGCAGCUUAA